Messenger RNA from Pyrenophora tritici-repentis Pt-1C-BFP, 1158 nucleotides. NCBI's taxonomy places the organism in Eukaryota, Fungi, Ascomycota, Dothideomycetes, Pleosporales, Pleosporaceae. The record is from RefSeq and is a predicted model, not a curated record.
AUGUCCCGGAUGGUCGUCUUUGGGUACCGGAGGAACAUGCUUCUGAGGCUCGAGCUGACCUCCAAAAGCCUUCUGAUUGAGGUCAAGUCGCACUUGCUGAGGACCUGGUACAUAUUAGUUGUCUGUACCUGCCCUGCAGGAUGCAUUGAACACGCUCACGCUUCCUCACGCAAAAUGCUCGUCUCUCUCACAGUCGGCAAGGUUGAUGCCGGAGUGGCCGUGCUGCUGACGGAAGACAAGCGUCUGAUUGAGUUCCCCUCGAUAUUGCUUCCACCAGAUAUAUCUUCCGGGUCUAUGGUAGACAUUGAUGUCGCACGCAACUACAAAGCCGAAGCCGACGCACAGAAAGCCUUCCAUGAGCUCCAGUCUGAGAUCUUCCGCACCUUUGGCCAGCGUACGCCUUCAGCACCCAUUCUCAAAUGUCGCAAUGCCACACAAACCUCAGUAGUGCUCGAGUGGGAGCCCAUAGAUAUCGCGACUGCCGAACUCCGCAGCCUGACGCUAUAUCGCAAUGGUAACAAGGCGGGCACAAUACCCAAGCCUAGCGACCAACACAGCACAAAGCUGAGCGGCCUGGCAGUGGACACUGAAUACGAGUUCCACUUGGUCCUUAAAACCAGUGCUGGCACAUUCAGCAGCGAGAAACUGAAGGUACAUACGCACAAGAUGACGGAUCUGUCUGGUAUCACAAUCACACCCGGCCACAUGCCCGCCUCACUUCGAGAAUCGCUGCAGCGAUCUGUAGAACGAAUCGGCGCUAAGAUUUCGGAUAACGUACGCAUCGAUACAACACACUUUGUGUGCACUGAAGGCAGAGGGCCGUCUUGGGAGAAGGCAGUGGAGAACAACAUUCCUGUCGUGGUACCCGACUGGGUCAUAGGAUGCGAGAGAGAGGGCAGAAUCGUCGGUGUAAGGAGCUACUACUUGAAUGCAGAUCCCAGAUUACGGAACGUUGGUCCCGGAGCGUCCCAGCAACCGCCUCAGCAGUCCCAGCAGCAGCCACCACAGCAGCAGCAGCAACCCAGAAGUCCACUGAUGAGCCCAAGGACCGAAGUCACACCCCCCACACCUGAACGCCUGACGCAUGACCGCAAUGCAAACGGCGGAGCGCCUCCCCCACCACCAAAGGACGAUGUGAGCUCGAGAGUAGCUCAGUAG